GAAGGUUGUGUUCGACGAGCGUCUGAUACACGCGACUUCUUUUUUUCGGCAUCCGGUGAAUCCUUCGGGAUAUUUCUAUUCUAUCUCGACUUCUGUCGCUUCUAUUCACAUCGCGAGAUGACAUCGUGAUCAAUCUAUUUAUCAUACGUUUAUUGUUGAGCGCGAGUUCGCAAACGUGUUAAUGUAAACUUUGAAUUAUCGUUUCGUAAUAAUCCAACGUAGACUGUCUUUAAAAAAAAAGUGCGACGGGUGAAAAUAAAGUCGCUGUGCACGGCAAAUUCCGGAAUCAUGAGAGCGUUUCUUCGUUGCUUCGCGUUCGUCACGGCGACCGCGGUGCUCGUCGUGUCGGAACCGAAUAACUUAACAAACUCACAGGUGACGAUUCUCAAGUGCUGUAGAUACGGUGAGGCGUUGCAACAAUCAGACGACAAUUCGGAUGAGAUACCGCAUUGCCAACCAACCAAGACCGUUUGGAAGCCAUUAAUUUAUUCGCGGAAAUCGCAAGGUUUUGUCUUUAUACUUGCCGAGUGGCGUAUUCUUGACGGUCGAAGACCGGAAUGUGACGAUCAAUCGGAGUUGAUUUUUCUACCUUCUCGAGUAAGUGCUCCGGUCUUCCUAAUGGAGGAGGACGGAGCCGCGAUGCCGGACCCAAACAAUCCCGACAAAAUUUCCGCCAAUCAUUACUGUACUGAUUCGAAUGGGCUGCUUACAUGUGAAAAAAAAUCCAUGGGCAAUCAUGCCGCCGCGACCAUGAGACCGCGAGUACGACGAUGCUGCGGCGAGAAUGCCACUUUCAACCAACAGAGAAAUGCAUGCGAGCAUUUGACGAAAGAGAUCGUUGAUGCUCCGCCGCUAUUGCCAAACGCGUCAUCUGUCGUCGAGAUCAUAACGGGUUUUCCUACUUGCCCGAAAUCAGACAACUUCACGAUUCUUGGGGAUACGAAGGAUGCUGUGUUGCAACCCGAUGGCGGUCUGGAGAUAAACGGGAUUGCUUUACCUACCAGCCAGUUUUGCGUUGAGAGGAUUAAAGAACUCAACCAGAUCGCCAAGGUGUUUGCCUGUCCAGAGCACGCACCACAAAGACCCGCGGUGCAAGCGACGGACAUCAGAUUUACCUUAUACCCCUUGGGCUUCAUCAUUAGUGCCAUCUUCCUGGCCGCCACCCUGGCGGCCGGUUGUCUGCUACCAGCCUCUCAUCACGUUCUGCACUGGCGCUGCCAGACUCAUCAUGUCGCCUGCCUGAUGAUGGGCGAUAUACUCAUGGCCAUCAUUCAACUUGCUGGGGAUUCCCUUCAUGGUGUAAGCUGCAAAGCACUCGCGAUCAUGGCGCACUUCUUCUUCCUGGCUGCUUUCUUCUGGCUGAACACGAUGUGCUUCAACAUCUGGUGGACAUUCAGGGAUUUGAGACCGGUGAGCCUGGAGAAAGGUCAGGAGACUCUCAGACUGAGAGUUUACGCUUGUUACGCCUGGGGUGGGCCCCUCCUGGUUGCCGGGCUGGCGGCCCUCCUGGACCAUCUCCCGCCUCAGCCGCAGUACACGUUCUUGAGGCCCCGCUUCGGCGAAAAGCAGUGCUGGUUCUACGGUGACAUGGAAAUCUUGGCUUACUUCUUCGGGCCAGUAGGAGUGCUUUUAGCUAUAAAUCUUUUAUUCUUUGCCGUAACUGCCCGCGAAUUGACAUGUGGUCUCUGGAAAGGCGAAUUCGUAAAAAGCACCACCGAGAGGGCGACGCUCGGCCGCAUAUGCAUGAAGCUGGUAAUCGUGAUGGGCAUCACCUGGGUGGCUGACGUGCUUUCCUGGGCGGUCGGUGGGCCGCAAUACAUCUGGUACGUCACCGACUUGAUAAACGCCUUUCAAGGAGUGCUGAUCUUCGUGGCAGUCGGCUUUCAGCCGCAAGUCCGCGCGGCCGUGAAGAGAUUCUUCAGCAGAAAUCCGCAGAUCAACGCCGGUCGUCAGGGUAACGGCCACAGCACCACCAGCCACGGCAUGCCCAGCAUGGGCGACAGCGUCACGCAGAAUCCAAGCACCAAGACCGCGCCGUUGGAGACCAUCUGUUAGGACGGUCCGUCGCGUUCAUAAGCUCAACAAUUUUACACUCGAGAUGUGUCUAACAGACAAGACACUGUACAGAUGUCUGUAUACAUCCGUGACGUAUUUAUCACAAGCACGACGCGAGAAGAAGUGCAGAACGUUUUGAACGACGGGUGUUAGACAUCCAGACAAGACAAAUGUCUGAACGACACUGCGAAGGCAUCUAGAAGAUGUUCCACUUUUUCGACGUCUUUUAAUUGUCUUUUGGAUUUGUUAUUUAUUUAGAUUUUUCUUGUUAUAUUCCGGUAAUACUUCUUUCAGAACUUCUAGUUCUAGAACUUCUUUGGUAAUGUCUGCUUUUAGUAACAGUCAGUCUUUCAUUUAAAACGUAUUUGAUUUUUUCGAUUAUCGCAUCUUCAUCAAACUGCACUUCGUGUUUUGUUGGAUUACAUUAACAUCAAUAUUUUUGUUAUCGUUAAGGAUUAUUGAACAUUUUUGUGGACGGAUAAUCGCUCAGACGACACAUAGUAAGUUUAAUUGCAAACAUUUUAAUUUCUUUUCUUUUUUAAUUUUAUUAAUUUCUAAACAUCUGUGUUUUAGCUAUUCGUAGGGUGAUGUAACGUCCAAUUAGGAGGACAAAUAUAUCUUUCAUUUAUUUUCCCGAACGAGAUAUUGCUAAUAAUUUUCAAUUUGUGUGAUCACUUUGUCACAAAUUAAUAUAAUAUGCAAACAUGUUAGAAGAAAUAUAUUCCGUAUAUCUUCCAAAAAAGGUUCAUCCAUGGUGUCGUAUAUCUUUCGAUAUAUCUUUACACUAAUCAAUAAUCCUUAACGGUCCAAUAAUAUUUCAAUAACGAAUAAUAAAUGAUGUUGCACAUUUUAUUGCCGCCAAGUACAAUCUGAACUUAACUUUUCUUCCGAAAUUCUCCAUUUAUCUGAAGAAAAAUCGAGCGUUCAAAAUUUACGUUCAGAAUUGUGAUUAGUGAAUUCGUUCAGCGAUUGCGAAAAUGCGCUAAGCACAUCCUCACGCGACUCCGAGUAAAAUCGAUCGAUACAAUCAUAAAUCAGAAUUUAAUAGUUGAUAUGUGGCUAACAGACAAUGACGCGCACUCUUCGGACCUUGGUAACCGACAGAAACAAUGCGUGAUUUAUGAUCGAGGCGAGUUAAUAUUUUUCCUUCGGCGGACAACGAUAUUCAUUGAUAUUAAUAAUAUCGGCCCACGAUGAGCGCAAGUAUCUCCGCAAGAUCAAUCAUUUCCAACAAUAAAGACAAUGGAGUGUCACUGCCGCGCUCGGAAAUGAAAAUUAGACGCUUCAAAAUUACACGGUUUUGUAUGAUCGCAUAAUUGCGCAAUUUCGCGGUUUCGUGAAACGAUUUCACAAGAGCCACUUUGUGAUAAUGUAAUCUAAUCCUUUAUAUCGACAAUUCGUCACGAUUGCUGCGUAAAUUAUAAUAGAAGAUUUCGAAAAUACAAUUUUACAACCGCAACGGACAUUGCGUUACAUUUAUUAUGACGUAAGAGCGUAACAGCAUUGACAGAAUGUUUGACGAGAGCCCGGCACGCACUUUCUGUAAACUUAAUGAUAAUUGGUCUCGAAAAAUCGAGACCAAAAAAAAGCAAAAAGAGCUGCGUAUCAAAGGAUGAUCGAGGUUCAUCUUGAGUUUCCUCCCGAGUCCUCCCUCCUUCCUUAUUCGUCGGAUGUUAUCGAAUCUAGGAGCAAUUGUUUUUCCGUUUCCUUUAACAUAAAUUUGCAUUGACGUCGUUAGACGGUCCGGCAGGACGGCGCUAUGCGGCCGGCAUUAACAUGUAACAUUGUAACUUUGGAACAAAAUUUAUCACUGAUCAGUCGGACCGUCCUGUUCGGCACCGAGCAUGUAAAAAAGCUCUAUUGCAUUGCGCGCUGCGUGAACGGCAUGUAAAAACGUUCCGCACGUUCGCGGUACAUGCAAUUUACCGGCAUGUGCGUCGCUCCACGCGCACACCAAUAAUGCGUUUAUGCAAUUGUUGAAAAGUAAAUAGUCCUUUUACACAAUGUCGUUCCGUCCUGUGGUUUUUACAUGAAAGGAAUUAAGCGCGGCAAUUUCAUUUCGAGUUGAAUUUCGGAAAUAUAUUCUCACUGACUGUAUGGUUUAUUAGAUUCUUGACGAAAUGUAGUGUCGAUUUUUUUUUUAGAUCUCUCAAGGAUUAAAUAAUUUUUAUGGCACGUUAUUGUAUUUUUUUUAU
This is a messenger RNA of Linepithema humile (Argentine ant), 4250 nucleotides long. It is a transcript of the gene mthl1, whose product is annotated as methuselah-like 1. Gene Ontology annotation, molecular function: G protein-coupled receptor activity. Lineage: Eukaryota; Metazoa; Arthropoda; Insecta; Hymenoptera; Formicidae. Gene Ontology annotation, cellular component: membrane. The record is from RefSeq and is a predicted model, not a curated record. Gene Ontology annotation, biological process: cell surface receptor signaling pathway; G protein-coupled receptor signaling pathway.